AUGGCCUGCUCCCAACUAAACUUGCCUAAAAUCUACUGGGGGAGGGUGAACUGGUCCGCUGAAAUAAGCGGGAGAACUGGUAGAAGCUCCAGAUUUCUUGCAACCUACAAUAGCCUUACGGACAAACACCUGGUUGGAUAUUUCAGCAAUACCAGGAGAAGACGACAUCUCCAGAGAUCAGGACUGAUCUCAAGGAGUGGAAGAAUAAUAUCUGAUAAAGAAUAUCGGCUAAAUGCCCUGAGGAGGGAUCAUCAAAGAUAUGUACAGGAGUGUCUGGCUCGGGCCAUAUUUCAUAAGGUCCUUGACAUGGAGCGUCAUCAUCAGCUGGAAAUAAAAAGGAAACUUGAAAAUUCUGUGAAGAAGGAGAGGGUGGAGAAAAUCAAGGUGAAACAAUCCAGAAGAUCAGUGGAAGGUGCUAGCCCUCUGCGCUCCCCACAUCCACCACUUGGUCCAAGAGGUCAUUAUGGGCUCCAUCCUUUAGUGGCUGGAGAACCAGCUGGUCACUUGCAACUGAGGGUACCUGGACCUGUAGUUGAUUAUAGUGGUGGGCAUCCUCCUCAUCAACACCGAUCCAAGGAGCCUGCCUUUUCUAAGAUGGUGACUCCAGGAAAUAUGCAACACCCGCUUCACCUUCCACCAGUUCACAGCUGUGCUGCAGUAGGGUCUGUACCAAAGACUUCAACCUCUAAACAGAAGUGCCGCGCACCUGAAAAUGAUGAGCAGUUUGCCAGUGGGGGGGAGAGGAGUGGGGUAAGACUUAUGAAUUCGAUGGAAUAUGCGACUGGUAUAUCCCCGUAUCAGCUCCCCGUCAUUAACAGUUACGCGAUACCAGUGCCACCUGCCCCCCCGCAAAAAGGAGACAAGAGCGUAAAUGCAGUGAGAAAUGGGGUGCCCAGAGGCAGACGAUUUCGCCCCACCACCGCACCAAAUGGCUUAGAGCAGCUUUUACCAAAGAAUUCUGGAGGAUUCCCUAAGCCCUCGUUACGCAGCAAUGCAUUUGUUACCAUGGUCUUUCUAGGAAAAAGUGUGCAUUUAUCUCAUGAUGACACUGAUUACAGAGAUGAAAUCAAAGUCUAUCAGCAGCAUUGUGGAGGAGAAAACCUUUGUGUCUACAAAGGCAAGCUAUUGGAAGGAGAGACCUUUCGGUUCAUCUCAAAAAGGCACCAUGGUUUCCCAUUCAGCCUCACCUUUUUUCUCAAUGGGAUACAAGUGGACAGGUUGAGCUGUUGCUGUGAGUACAAGCAUCAGAAGCGUUCCAGGCUGGGAGGCAGACAUGGAUGCUUCGGAUUUCUCAAUGUGGAGGGAGCAUCUCCUUGCUACCGGUGCAUUAUUGCAAUGGGUCUGGACAAAAAACCAUCCCCUCCCAAGAGGAAGAUGGAGAACCAUGAGGAAAAGCAUGUGGGUUCCCAGAGAGAUGAGGUGCACAGUGAACCAAGUAAAAGCAGUGUUGAGCAGAAAUCAAGGAAAGAUUCAGUGUUAGUCAUCUUACCAGGUCAUGGAGUGAGUGUGGAGACUACCGAGGACAAAAUGGAGACUGGACAGGAGUACAGAAAAGAAGAAAGGAAAAAACUGUCGGAUCGUGAGAGCGAAGGUAGUCAGGAAGACACCGGUAAAAAUGAGUAUGAUGAAGAUUUUGAAGCAGAUGAAGAAGUUAAUGAAGAGGGACAGACUGGUGAUCAAAUGAAUGGAGUGUCAAAGUCAUCCUCAGAUGAUAAAAAAUGUAUUUUAGACUAUGAAAAGGAGAGUAAAACCUCAUCACAGAAGACACUGCAGGCCUCUGAUGGUGAGAAAGAUGAAAGUGAUGGAUAUUCUGACAGUGACUCAGAGGAUGAUAAACAAGACAGGAGGCCUGCACGCUCUCUCUCAUCCAUCAGUACUCAGUAUAGCAGUGAAGAUGAUUCUCAUGCUGAAACGAUGAAAGACAAUAUUAAGGGCAAAGAGGAGUGUAAUAUCAAAAGGGCAUCUGAUACUGCGGCACAUGCACAAUAUGGAAAUGAGAAUGGGGAGAAGAAACUGCUCAGAAUGGAGGAAAAUCAGGAAACUUUUGCACUGGAAAAGGAAGGAAUAGAUGAAGCAGAAAAGGCAAAACCAGAGGAUCUAACAGCAAGGGAAGAUACUGGAAUUUUUCAUGAAAAUGUAAUGGCAAUACAGCAUCAAAGUCCUGAAGUUAAUGGGGAACUCAAAGAGGCUGGGUCAGUAGAAAGUAACGUAGUGGAAGAUGGGGACAAGAAUGCAAGUACCAGGAGGGAUGAUGGGGAGGAAAGUCUUCUGGCGCCUUUAGAAAGCAGUAUGACGGAAGUGGAGGACAGCAAUGAAGAGACUCCUCAGGGCGAUGAAGGAGGUGUUUUUGAAGAUUUCAAACCAGUCCAGGAGGAAAUAGCAAAGGUAACUGGAAAUGAUCAUCAUGCGAAUUCUGAACCUGAAACUGGUGAUUCCUGUGCAAAUGAGGAAGAAGAGAACCUAACAAGUACAGAGCGUGAUGCCAAUGAAGGUGAGGUUGAUGGAGCUUUCUUGGCAGAAGGAACAAGAACACUUGACGUGCAGAAGGCAGCAGAACAAGUGGUACGAGAAGGGCAGAUGGUAGCGGAGAGACAAGCACUUGAGAAGGAAGAGUUCGUUGCUGAGGGAGGAGAUGCUUGCACCAAAGAGGCAGAGGAAGAAACGGGACGGGUGGGAGAUUUGCUGCCCAAGGAAGACACGGUGGCUGUGCUGCAGGCGGAGAGUCCGCUUGAGGUGGAGGAAUCUGCACCUGAGGAGAGCGCCAUGGCAGGAGAUCCCAAUGGAAAGGGGACAGGGAAGGGAAUGGAGUCUGGCACAGGGGUGGCACCCGGGGAGCAGGAAGUUCUGAUGGAGGGGAUGGAAAGCGAGGCAGCACUGGGAGAGCGGGCAGCUGGGGGAGAGGGGCAAGCAGGGGCAGUGCUAGGCAGGGAGGCAGAUGGAGCGGUGUCCGAGGGGGAGGAGGUGGCUGGGGAGGUCUCUGUGGGAGAAGAGGCUGCAGAGGAGGCCUCUGAGGCAAAGGAGGCUGCGGGAGCCACAGAGCCUCUGGUGAAGGAGGUGGUGGGUGAGAUGGUGUCUGAGGCAGAGGAGGCCAUGGAGGAGGGAGGUUUUGCAGGGAAGGGUGUCGUGGUGGGUGCUGUGUCUGAGGGAGAGGAGGCUGUGGAGGAUGCCAGCUUGGCAGAAGAAGGGGUUGCCAGGGUAGCUGGCCCCAAAGGAGAAGGGUCUGUAGAAGAAGCCAUUUCUGAAGGGGAGGAGGCUGUGGAGAAGCCUGGGGCUCUCCUGGAAACAUCAGGGGAUGCAAAUGUUUGCACAGGAGAAGCAAUGCCUGGAGGAGAAGACUUUGUAAAGCCAAAUGAGUUUUCCGAGCUGAAGGCAUCAGGGGAAGAGUGUCUGGUGAUGGGGAAAGCUGCCAUAGGAGCAGCAACAUCUGAGACAGACAAGGCAUCAGAGGUAGAAGAGAGCUCUCUCCUGAGAGCAGUGGAUACAGUGGAGGAGUGCGUGGAGCCCAGCAAGGGUCCCAUCUUGCAGGUAGCACCUGGAUUAGAAGCACUGGUGGAUGCUGGAGGGGAUCCCGUAAGUGAAGGGUCAUCUCAGUUGGAGGAGACCACAACAGCAGAGGAGGAGGAGGGCUCAGCAGAAGCGCUUUUGAGUGGAAACUCAUCUCUAGGCAGCAAAGCGAAUACAGAGAGUGCAAUGGAAGAAAAACCUGAUGGAGGGGUGAUGGGAGUAUCUGCGGAGACAGCCAGAGCCGAGUCAGGAGGGGGAGAGGAGGUCACGGGUGGAGCAGCAGGUCCAAGGGAGCUGGCAGCUGGGAUGGAGGGAUCGCCGGAGUGUGCUGAAGAGAGAGGGAAGGAGAGGCUUCCUGGAUGCUGUAACCCCAGACGCAGUUGUUGUGCCUGCGGUGCAGCCCCAGGAUGGGGAAGAAACCCUCCCCUAAGCUUUUUCUGCAGCUCCUCAGUGCUGUGUCCUGCAACAUUUAUACAAAUCGCUGUAGAUUUGUGCCGGUUGGGAUUCACUCCUUUAUUUUACUCCACGAGUACGACAACCAUCUGUCACGUUUUACUAGAGCAGCUUCUCAAUGUGCAGCAGACAAAUGAAAUACCUGUAUAUGCCAGCCCAGGAAACAGCCCUCCUUCGUAG
Molecule: messenger RNA, 4137 nt
Organism: Egretta garzetta (little egret)
Lineage: Eukaryota; Metazoa; Chordata; Aves; Pelecaniformes; Ardeidae
Gene: ERICH3
Product: glutamate rich 3
Source: RefSeq, a predicted model, not a curated record